Molecule: messenger RNA, 2178 nt
Organism: Didymodactylos carnosus
Lineage: Eukaryota; Metazoa; Rotifera; Eurotatoria; Philodinida; Philodinidae
Source: the annotation of a GenBank genome assembly
AUGCGUAUACCAAUUAUAACACAAAAUUUUACAUCAGCCCAUCAAGAUGGUACGCCUGAUUUGUAUAGUAUACAGCCGCUCAUGUUACUACCACAAUCUCAACAGCCAAUGUUAGAUGAACAACAAAAUGGUUUCAAUAAUUUAUUUUUACAUGAUUUAAAUCGACAUCGUAAUACGUAUAUACGUAGUUAUAAUGCUUACGAAGCAAUUAAGAAACGUCAUGAUUUUGUUUUACGAAAAGAAAAUUUAAAAUCAUUAUAUCGUUUCGAAGAUCGUCUUGAACGAAAACAAGAACAAUACAUCGAUCAAUCAUUACACGCCUAUGAACAAUGUUUUGUCAAAGUAAUUAGUAAUAAUCCAUACAGUUCAAUUAUCGGACAACGUCCUCGAACAGCCAUACCUAUACAACCUCAAUCACAACUACCACCGGCAUUUGACAAAUUCCAUGCACAUUACUUGACACAUUCAACUCCACUUAUGAAGAUCGAACAAGAUUCAAAUCCUCAACAACCGCACACGGCACUACCUCAACAGCAAGGUUCUCAUCGUUAUCAGAAAAACAAUUGGCCAAAAUCUAAACAGACAAAUGGUAUUUAUAGAACAGCACAAUCAUUUCACGAUGCUUGUUUGCAGCAGCAGCAGAAGCAGCAACAACAACAGCCUUUCGUACAAAAGUCUAACGAAUUUCUUUCAUUUACAGAAAGUUAUUUACAAAAAUUUGGCAAUAGUUUCUUAAAUGAAAAGCAACCACCAUCGACGAUUGUCGGGCAGAAACCAUACGAAAACGAACGUCGAAGACCAUUAUCGGCAGCUCCAAGUCUAGGAAGUGCUGCAACUGUCGACAUAGCAAAAAAAGAACAGCAGCCACCGGAACCGCCCACUGUAACUAUCAAAACAACAAUACAGCAACGAUCAAAAGCACCACAAUCUUCACCGGUUCAUGGUUACAAUGAUGCUGUUAGGGAUGGAGCUCUAUUGCGAAAUGAUUCCGACGACGACCCGAAAGUCAAACGAAAGCAAUCUUCAAAACGUUUAAAAAAUGGAAAUACAAAACAAGUAGUAGUAAAUCUGACAACAGCUAACAAUAAAAAAUCGACUAUCGUCACAACGUCAAUAACGGACAACGGCGAUAUUCUAAAAGACGCCAUGUUUGUCCAAAAUUAUAAUGAACCAAUGCCAACGCCAACGCCGGCACCAUCUACUAUUGAGUCCCAAACGAAAUCCACGAUAAAAUUAUAUAAAAAGUCCUCGCCAUCCUCAUCCAUUGUUAACAGACGAAGAUCAUCUGUAUCUUCAAGUAAUAAUAAACUGUCAGCAUCACCUGUACCAUCGCAAAUGGUUGAGACAGAAGUGCCAGUUACUGAGAAAGAACCAGACGAUCUAGUGAUUAAAUCAAUAGAACAAGAACAAGUCGUGAACGAAGAAAAAGACGACGAGCUUGAAGCAAUCAAUACGGAUCCUAACACAAAUAUACUAAAACAAUUACCAUUACCGAAUAAGCGAAUAAAAAUAAGCGCUUUUGAUAAUAAUAGUGAAGCAAUGAACGAUUUGGUGAUUUUUGACCUUGGCUUAGGGAGUGGUAAACAUAAACAAAGUCGAAAAAGUCCAGCAGAGGAAGAGGACAAAAUAACUAGAGAGAAUGAUAAAGGAACAAUGGAUUUACUGGAAAAGAUUAAACAAGGAACAAACCCAUUACUAUUAGGACAAAUGGCAUUAUCACAACAGGGUUGUCGAUUUGAAUUACCCUACGAUUUGAAACAGUUAGAAAAACUAAAACCAACUGAAUAUUUGAGUCGAUAUUGUCGUUUGUCAUCACGACGACAGUAUUUAUUUCGUCGAAUAUUUGAUAAAUUUCGUAAUAGUAAUUAUCGCAUGGAAGUCAACCAUCUUUAUAAUGCAAUCAAAGAUAUACACACGAAUAAUUUUAAACAAGAACAGUGGGAUAAACUAUUGGAAUUAAUUGAUUUACAAGAAGAAAAACAAUUAAUAUUUGAUACAUUUGCGGGUAUUGCUGCUCUAUAUGAACGUUUGCUAUAUAACGAGCAAAGAACAGAUACACAUGAUACAAAUGAUUUUCAUAAAGAUACAAUAGAAAUAUGUGAUUUUGAAAGUUUAGAUAGAAAGUUAGAUGGAUUAGACAUUCCAAAUGUUAUUAGACAAUUACUUAAUGCACUUUAA